Molecule: messenger RNA, 837 nt
Organism: Rhodamnia argentea
Lineage: Eukaryota; Viridiplantae; Streptophyta; Magnoliopsida; Myrtales; Myrtaceae
Product: putative B3 domain-containing protein At3g24850
Exons: 2
Coding region: 1-837 (278 amino acids)
Molecular function (GO): DNA binding
Source: RefSeq, a predicted model, not a curated record
AUGGUCUGUUCUCAGUUCACAGAUCGUUUUUCAAGGGGGGUAAGAGAGAUGGAACUCGAUCUCUCAUCUCUUCAUCUCUUGGCGGACGCGGCUUCGUUGGUCUCCGAGGGAAAGCUCAGUCUCGAUUCUUCCAUCUUUGAUCUUGAUGAUGCGAAGAAGGCCACUGGAGUGACCACGACUUUUGGGCCAUUCGGUGUUAGUUGGCUCGUAACGAAGAAGAGAUCUCCGCGAACGCGAGGGUUGACAAUCCACACUCCGAAGUUGAAUUCUGAUCCAGUUGUUAGCAAGCAAGAAACUUGGAGAGAUCACCAAGAGCACUACAAGAAGCGGCCGCGUGCCUUCGAUUCCACCGAAACCCAUGAGGUGUAUAGGGUUUCCAAGAAACCCAAGAGAACUCUGAACAAAAAUCUCGAGGCUUUAACCGAAUUGCCGACAAUCUUCAUGGACAAAGUACUGGAGAUGCGUGGCCGGGAUGUGAGGCUUGUGGUGGAGAAGCGACUCUCUGCCACCGACAUGAAUCCGGGCCAAAGCAGGUUCUCCAUACCAAAAUCGCAGGUGCUCACGGAAUUUUUGGGCGACCAAGAGAUCAAAACUCUGGACAGCAAUGGAGGCAUUAAGGUUUCUCUCGUCGACCCCUGUCUCGAAAUACAUCAUGGAUUGCAACUCAAGAAGUGGAGUUACUCGAACAAAACUUUUUCUUAUGUAUUGACCAACCGGUGGAACGCGGUCGCGCACCCGAGCAAGCAGAAUGGACUCAUAAAGGAUGGUCUCGUCCAGCUAUGGUCUUUCAGAGUGGAUGGUAACCUUUACUUUUGCCUCGCGGCUUGCGACGUUUGA